GGAAGUGCAAGGAGAGAAAUCCUCUUUUGCCUACUCCGUGCACGUGACUCUCAUCUCUGGGGAGGGGGUUAGUGUAGGGUGGGUCUGGAGAGCUGGGCUACAUCAUUCCUGCCUCUGCACCCCUCCCUUUCUCUGUCCUUUGGGAGGCAGAAGACAGGAAAUGACUGCCAUGGAUGUGGUAUAAUUUUUAACCAAAACAGCAUUUCGUAGCCCAGGCCCCAUGCUGUCUACAGCUGUUUUGCUCUCUGAUACCAGCCAGGUGGCCCCCUCCCUCGUGUUCCCCUCCUCAUCCCUUCACAUGACUUCAGCCUUUGGAGACUCAGCUCCUGGCUGCUUUCCCCAUUCCAGGCCCUUUUCAGAACCCAGGCAUCCUGGCCUCCAGCUGAAACCACUGCAUGUGGCCUCCCUCAUCCCUGGCCCUGUGACUCAGGCGCUCUGAAGGGACCAGCCCUCUUGGCAUUGACCAGGAAAGGGGGGCAGGGAGAGGGGGGCUAGGUGGUGACAUCACAGAUGAAGGGUAUAAAAGCUUCAAUCCAAGACAGAAUUGAAAUCGAAGACACGAAACCUGACUUCGCAGCCUGUGCUCUUGGGGACCCCAGGGCCUGAUCCCUUCAGACGUCUGGUCGUAGAUUCCCAUUGCAUCAAGGCCUGCGCACUGACUCCAUGCUGGGCUCUCCCUGCCUUCUGUGGCUCCUGGCUGUCACCUUCUCCUUGGUUCUCAGAGCACAGCCUUUGGACCCUGAAUACUCUGAAGAAGAGAAGGAAGAUGAGACACCGUGGUCACCUUUACCGGCCGUCUUCUGUGACUACGACCGCUGCCGCCACCUGCAGGUGCCCUGCAAAGAGCUUCAGGAGGCCAGCCCGAGGGCCUGCCUGUGUCCCGGCCUCUCCAGCCCUGGGCAGCCGCCAGCCCCGCCACGCCUGGGAGAAGUGCACGUGGUGGCCGAGGUCGGCAGUGCGGUGGUGCACUGGUGUGCCCCCUCGUCCCCAGUCCACCAGUACUGGCUGCUGCUUUGGGAAGGCAGCGGGGCUCCCCAGAAGGGGCCCCCCCUCAACUCUACUGUCCGCCGAGCAGAACUGAAGGGAUUGAAGCCUGGGAGCGCUUAUGUUGUUUGUGUGGUAGCCGCCAACGCCGCGGGAGAAAGCAACGUGACCGCGGUGGGUGGCGCGCGGGGCGAGGGCCCUGAGGGCGCGGGCGGCCCUGCCUUCGGGCCGUGCGGCCGGUUGGCCAUGCCCCCGCGACCCCUCAGCCUGGUCCACGCGGCCGUAGGGGUGAGCACGGCGCUGGCCCUGCUGAGCUGCGGCGCCCUGGUCUGGCACUUCUGCCUGCGCCAGCGCUGCGGCUGUCCCCGCCGCGCCCGGCCCACCGCGGGCCUCUGAAGCAGCCUGCGGUCACCUCGGCCUCGCAGAGCCCCAACCUAGCGAGCUCAGCCUGGGCUCAGGGAGCAAGUGCGGGCCGCUGAUGACCCGCACAGCCCAGGCCCCGCUGAGCCUCUGCACUCCGCCUAAGAGCUCUUGCAGGUCCCAGACUGUCCCCUCUGCUCCUGGCUGAGGUUGGGAAGUAGAGGGUUGGCGAAGUUUUCCUUAAAGGACCAGAUAGUAAAUCAUUUCAGCUUUGCAGAUCCAGAGGAUUAAAGUGAAGAUAUUGUAUAGGUACUUUUAUAACUACAUAACCAUUUAUAAAAACGUAUAAACCAUUCUUAGCUCAUGGGCCUUACAAAUCAGGCCUGGGGCCAGAUUUGGCUGGCUGGUUGGCUAUAAUUAGCAACCCCUGCCAAACACCCAGUGAAGGGCUAUGCCACAAUGGGCGCUUCAGUAGGGUUUUGAGAAUAAGCUGCUGCAGGAUGGGAGUUUGAGGCCAGAGACGACUACUCCUGCCUUUUGUUUAGAUAUUGAGGAUGGGUACACCUGCCUCAGAAUCCACCUGUGUGAGGCGGGUGGGAAUAAAUGAUUGACAUGGGGUGGAGAAAAGAACACACCAUCCAAGCUGCUGUCUGGGACAAGCUUGUAGUUUUUCAAGUUAAUUAUAAUAAUACAAUAAUUCCAAGGGAUUUUCUCCUCCCUCUAAUGUGUUUAUUGUGUAUUCACUGAAACAACAUUAAAAGAAACAUAAAAAGACA
Pteropus alecto (black flying fox) is the source of this 2120-nucleotide messenger RNA. RefSeq names its product LRRN4 C-terminal like (gene LRRN4CL). The transcript has 2 exons. Gene Ontology annotation, molecular function: protein binding. Bases 664 to 1380 code for a protein of 238 amino acids. NCBI's taxonomy places the organism in Eukaryota, Metazoa, Chordata, Mammalia, Chiroptera, Pteropodidae. The record is from RefSeq and is a predicted model, not a curated record.